UUUUUUAUCCAUAAAUACAUUUUAUGUUUUACAUUUAAAUGUAUAAUAAGACUGUUUGUCACUAGACAAUUGUCUUUGUACUUUGACCUUUAAACGUGUUUUAGCUGACGUAUUUACAUAUCUUCUAAUGACAUAAUUCUCUAUUACUAUUUAAAUAUUCAUUUAAGAGUUAAUAUAAGAAAAUAUAAAAAAAUAAAAAUGUUGCUUAGAAAGAUCUUCAACAAUGCUACUAUAUAUUCAAGAAUAUAUAGAAGAUUUUCUAUUAAAGCUAACCCUCAGAUAUCGGAAAACAUUAAUGGAUAUAACUUUGUACUAAAUGACAUGCAAAGAGAAACGCAAGAAAUGUUGCGUAAAUUUGUUAGAGAGGAGAUCAUUCCUGUUGCUCCUAAAUAUGAUAAAACUGGGGAAUAUCCAUGGGAUAUUAUUAAAAAGGUUUGGAACUUGGGAUUUAUGACCAAUUAUAUUCCACAACAUUGCGGUGGUAUGGAACAAAAGAUUUUUGAUGGAUGUUUAGCAACGGAGGAAUUUGCUUAUGGCUGCUCAGGGAUAGCAACUGCAAUAGAAACUAGCAGUCUUGGACAAACACCAGUGAUUGAAGCAGGAAAUGAACAACAACAGAAAAAGUAUCUUGGAAGACUCGUAGAAGAACCUCUUGUAGCUGCUUAUUGCGUUACUGAGCCUGGUGCUGGAUCCGAUGUAGCAGGUUUGAAAACUAGAGCUGUGAAAAAAGGAAAGGAAUGGAUUCUUAAUGGUACAAAAAUGUGGAUCACAAAUGGUGGUUUUGCAAAUUGGUAUUUUGUAUUGGCCAGAACAGAUCCUGAUCCAAAAGCUCCAGCCAGUAAAGCUUUUACAGGAUUCAUCGUUGAGCGUGAUUUUGAAGGCGUAACUCCAGGCCGUAAAGAAAUAAAUAUGGGACAACGAGCUUCCGAUACUAGAAUGAUUACGUUCGAAGAUGUUCGCGUACCCGAGGAAAAUGUAUUGUUAGGAGAAGGAGCUGGUUUUAAAGUUGCCAUGAAAACCUUCGAUAGAACUCGACCACCGGUAGCAUCUAUGGCUGUUGGAUUAGCACAGAGAGCUAUGGAUGAAGCUACCAAGUAUGCGAUGGAGCGAAAAACCUUCAACAAACCAAUAGCGGAACAUCAAGCUGUAGCAUUUAUGAUCGCUGAUAUGGUUAUUGGAGUUGAAACGGCUCGUCUCGCUUGGAUGAAAGCAGCUUGGGCACUAGACGUUUGUUAUCCAAAUGCUAGCAUUUAUUCCAGUAUUGCCAAGUGUUAUGCCGCUGACGUAGCUAACAAAUGCGCUACCGAUGCCGUCCAAGUCUUUGGUGGUGCAGGAUUUAACACAGAAUAUCCUGUGGAAAAAUUAAUGAGAGAUGCGAAGAUCUUCCAAAUUUAUGAAGGUACAUCGCAGAUUCAAAGAUUAAUCAUAUCUAGAAAUCACUUUGGUGAAGCUGCGAAGAAGUUACAAUAAAAAGAUAUAUUUAUAUGUUAUCGAUAAGAUUCG
This is a messenger RNA of Vespa mandarinia (Asian giant hornet), 1503 nucleotides long. It is a transcript of the gene Mcad, whose product is annotated as Medium-chain acyl-CoA dehydrogenase. Lineage: Eukaryota; Metazoa; Arthropoda; Insecta; Hymenoptera; Vespidae. Gene Ontology annotation, cellular component: cytoplasm; mitochondrion. Gene Ontology annotation, biological process: medium-chain fatty acid catabolic process. Gene Ontology annotation, molecular function: flavin adenine dinucleotide binding; medium-chain fatty acyl-CoA dehydrogenase activity. The record is from RefSeq and is a predicted model, not a curated record.